Staurois parvus is the source of this 1258-nucleotide messenger RNA. The record is from the annotation of a GenBank genome assembly. NCBI's taxonomy places the organism in Eukaryota, Metazoa, Chordata, Amphibia, Anura, Ranidae.
UCACCUAAUGAUGACCUCAGAACUUUGUCUUUAUCUGGGCAUGUUGGGUUUGACAGUCUUCCUGACCAGCUUGUCAACAAAUCAACUUCACAGGGAUUCUGCUUUAACAUAUUAUGUGUUGGGGAAACAGGCAUUGGAAAGUCCACUUUAAUGGACACUAUAUUCAAUACCAAGUUUGAAAGUGAACCAGUUUCUCACUGUGAGCCUGGGGUCCGAUUAAAAGCAAGAAGCUAUGAAACUUCAAGAAAGUAAUGUCCGUCUGAAGCUAACUGUGGUUGACACUGUAGGAUUUGGAGACCAGAUUAACAAAGAUGACAGCUACCGUCCUAUCGUUGAGUACAUUGAUGCUCAGUUUGAAGCAUACCUUCAAGAAGAACUAAAGAUCAAGAGGUCGCUUUAUAACUACCAUGAUACAAGGAUUCACGCCUGCCUUUACUUCAUUGCUCCCACUGGCCAUUCAUUGAAAUCUCUUGACCUGGUCACAAUGAAGAAACUUGACAGUAAGGUGAAUAUCAUCCCCAUCAUUGCCAAAGCAGACACCAUUGCCAAAAAUGAGCUGCACAAAUUCAAAAGUAAAAUCAUGAGUGAGCUGGUCAGCAAUGGAGUUCAGAUCUAUCAGUUUCCUACAGAUGAAGAGACUGUCGCAGAGAUCAACGCUACAAUGAGCGUGCACCUUCCAUUUGCAGUGGUUGGCAGUACAGAAGAAGUAAAAAUUGGUAACAAAAUGGCUAAAGCAAGGCAGUAUCCCUGGGGUAUUGUGCAGGUUGAGAAUGAAAACCAUUGUGAUUUUGUGAAGUUGAGAGAAAUGUUAAUACGAGUAAACAUGGAGGACUUGAGAGAACAGACACAUGCUCGCCACUAUGAGCUGUACAGACGCUGCAAACUUGAAGAAAUGGGAUUCAAAGACACCGACCCAGAUAGUAAACCCUUCAGCCUCCAGGAAACAUAUGAAGCAAAGAGGAACGAAUUCCUUGGGGAACUGCAGAGGAAGGAGGAAGAAAUGAGACAAAUGUUUGUCAUGAGAGUGAAGGAAAAGGAAGCUGAACUUAAAGAAGCUGAAAAAGAACUCCAUGAAAAGUUUGACCUCCUCAAGAGGACUCACCAGGAAGAGAAGAAGAAGCUGGAGGACAAGAAAAAGGAAAUUGAGGAAGAAGUCAGCAUGUUCCAGAAGAAGAAAGCAGCCACACAACUCCUCCAGUCCCAAGCCCAGCAAGCUGGAUCCCAGCAAACCAAGAAAGACAAGGACAAGAAAAAGUAA